Messenger RNA from Carya illinoinensis, 4157 nucleotides. Its product is annotated as U-box domain-containing protein 6-like. Bases 3049 to 4026 code for a protein of 325 amino acids. The record is from RefSeq and is a predicted model, not a curated record. Gene Ontology annotation, molecular function: protein binding; ubiquitin-protein transferase activity. Lineage: Eukaryota; Viridiplantae; Streptophyta; Magnoliopsida; Fagales; Juglandaceae. Gene Ontology annotation, biological process: protein ubiquitination. Gene Ontology annotation, cellular component: nucleus; cytoplasm. The transcript has 6 exons.
AUAGAUCAUUUGAGAGUUUCAAAUUUACAACACUAAGAACAUACGCAUAUCAUUACAAUUUUUGCAACAUUCAUUCUAAGUUAUCAAUCUCUCUUCCUAUGAAAGACCUUGGCCAAUUGUCUUAUUUUCUAGGUCUUGAAAUAGACUAUUUUGCAUUUGGAUUAUUCAUGUUUCAAUGUAAAUAUAUUAAAGAUUUGCUUACUCGAAGCAAUAUGUUGGGUGCCAAGCCCAUGACCUCUCCCGGUAGCUUCUCUUAAACUCUCACAAUUUGAUUCUGCUUCAUUUGAUGAUAGUACAAUAUUUCGAAGUAUUGUUGGUGGGUUGCAAUAUCUUUCCUUUUUAAGCUCAAGCAUAUCCUUUGUAGUAAAUAAGGUGUGUCAAUUUAUGCAUUGUCCCAAAUUAACUCUGGUCUGUUGUUAAAAGGAUACUGAGGUAUCUCAAAUCAAUAUCAAUCAAGAUCUGUUUUUUAAGUUUUCAUUCUCUUUAACAUUACAAGCAUACUCAGAUGUAAACUAGGUUGGCUAUCCAGAUGACAGACAGUCCAUAAGUGGUUUCUGUGUAUUCUUAGGCAACCAUAUUAUAUCAUGAAGCUCCAAAAAGUAGAAAAUAGUGGCCAGGUCCAAGACAGAAGUCGAAUAUAAAACUCUUUUCCUCUACAGUUGCUGAAUUAAUUUGGCUUCAAACCAUGCUUCAAGAAUUGGGCAUUUUCUUAUCCAAGUCUCCUACAUUCUGGUGUGACAACAUUGGAGCUACCUACCUCUCGGAUAACCUUGUUUAUCACUCAAGAAUCCAGCACAUGGAUAUAGACUAUCACUUUGUUCAUGACAGAAUUGCUACCAAGGCCUUGCAAAUUUUAUUUUGUAGCUCAAAUGAUCAAAUUACUGAUGUACUCACUAAACCUUUAGUUUCAAACAAAUUUUCGCUUUUUAGAUCGAGUCUCACUGUUGUAAAUACUCCACUGAACUCAACGGGGCAUAUUAACCUGACAAUUCUGUUAUACUUACACUAGGGUCAUAAUGGCAAAUUCUAGAAUAGUUUUUAUUUUUCCUUUCAUUUCAUGUCAUAACAGAAAAGAUUCUGUUACUUCCGUAUAAAAACGAACCUUUCGCAAUACAAUUACGAUGAAAUUCAUGAAAAGUGCCUCGGUCUACUGUUGGCACGCCUGCGGUCAAAGCUGACGGCACACUAACACUGCCCAUGAGCUUUAUAUUCAAUGAUUCUUCAUUUCACAAUGCUACGCGUUCUCUGCUAAUUCCAAAUCAAAGUGAUUUUUGCGCCCAUAUAGCACUUCUACUUACUGGGUUUCUUAAAUCUGCUUUGCUGUUGAUGAACUUGCUCUCGGUCUGUUCUUCUUGACUUAGUCGGCUGCGAAACAGCUGCUUGGUACUUAAUGCCGGAACUCAAUUCUGUAAAAUCAUAGUAUUUCUUCGUUGGUAGCUGCAUGUCUUGGAAUUUGGGCUGCUGGUUCAGAUAAUUCCGACCCUCUUUUACAAAAAUCGUUUCUUAUCUUUUUCUGCAUAACUUUUUUUUUCCCUUUUUUGUUUUCUUUUUGUGGGACUCUGUUUACUAUACGAGUUGGAUUUCAAGCCCUCGCUGGGAGCCAUAUGAUCUAAGACUUUGAAUACCUGGAUUCAUCACAAUUUUAUUGCUCUAUUUUGUAGGUGUGCUAGAAAUUUCUUGCCUUUCUAUGCUAGUUUUGCGACAACAGAAGGAUAACUGUAAUUCUCUUUUAUUGACCAAAUUAAAUCAGGAGUUUUCUGCGAGUUUUGAUAUCGGAAUAGACUACCCAUUUUAGCCAAUUGGUAUAGAAACAGAGCAGCUGGAUUGAAGAUACUCUAUUAUUGGAUGAAGAACAAUUGUGCUGAAGUUGUUGAGCUUCGAUAUUAUUGUACAAUUAAGGUUCAUCGUUUAAUGUGUUUAGAACUCAAGAAAUUCAUUGACAGAAUCUCGGAAAUAUUACCAGCCAUCGAGUCUGCCCGGCCACGAUGCACAUCGGGAAUACAGGCACUGUGCACAUUAAAAAUUGCAAUGGAUAAAGCAAAAUUACUUAUACAGCACUGCUCAGAGUCCAGUAAACUCUUCCUGGCAAUUACAACAGAGAGGAUAGUUUCCAGAUGUGAGAAAAUACAAAAAACUUUGGUAGUAUCUUUGAGUCAAAUUCAAAAUAUGGUCCCAUUGCUAUUGGCUGGAAAGAUAUCUGGAAUUGCCCGUGAUCUUAAGCACACAAAGUUUCCCCUUGAACCUGCGGAAGAAGAGGUUGGGAAGGUUAUAUUAGUAUUGCUUCGACAAGCAAUUCCUGUGUCCAAUUCUGUGAAUGAUUUAGAACUCGAGGCUGUUCGACUUGCGGCUUUGACACUAAAAAUUACAUCCCCUUCUGCAGUUUUGAUAGAGAAAAGAUCUAUUAAGUGUUUACAUGAUAAAGCCACUGACACAGACCCUAAGAAAAAAAUCUUGAAGUGGUUGUUCUAUCUUUUGAGGAAAUAUGGAGAAAUAAUUGGACGAUACCAGGAUCAUGACAGCCAUAUGCAGUGUGAUGAGACUCGAGCUGAUGACUUUGGUACACCCGAACCUCCCAAGGAGUUCAAAUGUCCCAUCACUAUGCAGGUGAUGCAUGAUCCAAUGAUUAUUGCUUCUGGGAAGACGUUUGAACAAUUUUGGAUAGAGCGGUGGUUUAAUGAGGGUAACCAGACAUGCCCUAUAACUCAUAUGAAGCUUGACAACUUGUUCAUGACUCCAAACUCUAUACUGAAGGAACUCAUAUAAGCUUGGUCUUCCAGGCAGGAGAUUACUAUUCCUGACCCAUAUUUAGAACCAAACAUUUCCUCUCUUUUCCCCCUGGAUUCUUCGUUUUCCAGUUCCAUUGCCAGCUUUCCUAGUUUUGCGAAUAACUUGAACCUUCAACUUAGUGCUGUGUCCAUACGCUCUUCAGGGACUGAUGAUGUUUCAGAAAGUUUAGAUGACUUUAGUGAAAGCAGAAUAAGUAGUAGGCAUGGACCGAAAAAUGCAGUUUCUGAAAAACUUAACCACUCUACAGAGAGUUAUGGAAAUAUGUUAGCUUCUCUUUCCAGACUUGCUGCACAUUCAUGGGGAUCACAGUGCAAGACAGUUAGAGAUGUGAACAAAACACUUCAGGAAAAUAAACAAGCAUGUCAUACUUCAAUUUCCAACAGUUGUGUCGAACCUUUGAUUAAAUUUUUGAAGGAUCCACAUGAAUUAAAUGAUGUAAAAGAACAGAGAGAUGGAGCAGAGGUGCUGUUGGCGAUUUUGAGAAAUAACAGCAGUGAAAUGCUACUAUUUGAUAAAGAUGGGAUUUACGUGUUGGCAUCGUAUAUUGAAACUGAAAUCACUGGAGAAGUCCUUGGUAUCAUAGAGGUUUUGUCUUCCCAACCUGAAUACAAGUCUAUGAUAGGGGAAUCUGGUGUUCUUCCUUCCAUUCUUAAAGUCCUGGAUACCAAGAUCAGGGACUUUCAGAGUAUUGCCAUGAAGAUACUGUGUAAUUUGUCCUGCAAUUGUGAUAUUGGAUACCAUAUAGUGUAUUUGGAGUUCAUUCCAAAGCUGAUUAAGUUAUUGGGUGAUCCAGAUUUGGCACGGUUUUGCAUUGAGAUCAUUAGGAACCUAUGCAGUAUAGAGGAGGUUAGGAUUGUAGUAGCUGAAAGCAGCUCAUGCAUCAGUGACAUUUCCCAAAUACUUGAAACUGGAACAAAGGAGGAACAAGAACAUGCUGCAAGUGUUCUUCUUUUUGUAUGUCGUGAGCAUGUUGACUUCUGUCAACUGGUCAUGAGAGACACCAUCAUACAAUCUUUGGUUGAUUUGUCUCUCAAUGGGAAUUCUAGAGGUCAAAUAAUUGCCUCUGAAUUGCUCCACCUCUUGGAACAUGUAAAAGAUGAUCCUCUAGAAUGUUCAAUUCCCGAAACUGAUCUAACCCUGCUUGACAUCUCAAGCUCCUCCAGUAGCCAGUAUGAAGAUAAGAAACCAUCUUACUGGGCAUUUCGGUUCUUCGGAAAGAUUUUAUCACUAUAUUUGUAACGCCCUUGAUGGCUUGCAAAAUUUCAUAUUGCAGAUUUUACAAGUUCGCUCGAGCGGAGGCUUUUGGCCGCUCGAGCGAAUUCAGGCAGAUUCAAACGCUCGACUGCCGCUCGACAGGGAGCUCGAGCGGG